UCUUCCAUUAUUCCUCUUAGUUAUCAGAAAUCCCAUGGCUUCCAUCACUAUGCUUCUCAUUUCUAUCGUCCUGUUUGUCUCCGGUGCCGUGUUUCUUCUCUGUAGAAGGCGCCUCCCGGUUACUAAUUGGCCGGUUCUUGGCAUGAUACCGGAUAUCCUCCUAAACACCCACCGUAUUCAUGAUUUCAUCACUCAUAUCCUCACACUUAGUGAUGGUACUUUCAUGAUCAAAGGUCCUUGGUUCGCCAAUAUAGACAUGCUCCUCACCUCCGAUCCUGCCAACAUGCACCACAUUUUGAGUAAGAACUUCCACAACUAUCCCAAAGGCCCAGAAUUUCGCAACAUAUUCGAUGUCCUUGGAGAUGGUAUCUUCAACUCCGAUAACGAGUUAUGGGAAAUCCAUAGGAAAACAACCAUGUCUCUACUCAAACACCCUGAAUUUAAUUCUCUCUUGGAAACAAACAUCAAGAACAAACUUGAAAAAGGCCUUCUCCCUCUCCUUAGCUUUGUGUCCUCCCAUAAUCAAGAGACGGAUUUGCAAGAAAUAUUUCAGAAGCUUACUUUUGAUGCUAUUUGUGUAUUGGUUUUAGAUCAUGACCCUGAAUGCUUGUCCAUGGACUUACCCUUCAUUUCAUGUGAAAAGGCUAUCACGGACGCUGAAGAAGCUCUUCUUUGGAGACAUAUAUUGCCAGAAAAAGUUUGGAUGUUGCAGAAGAGAUUUGGGUUAGGGAAGGAGAAGAAGUUGAGUGAAGCUUGCAAGAUUUUUGAUGAAUUUAUAUACAAAUGUUUGGAUCAAAAACACAAGCAAAAGCAAGAAGAGAAGUUCGGGUUGUUAACGUUGUUGAUGAGAGGGUUUGAAGGACAGAGAGGGACGUCCGGGGACUCAAGAAAGUUCUUAAAAGACACCCUACUAAAUCUGAUCAUCGCAGGGAGAGACACCACAAGCACAGCUCUUUCCUGGUUCUUUUAUCUCCUUGCCCAAAACCCGAUCGCAGAGAAUAAUAUUCGAGACGAGAUAAAGAAACAUUUUGGUGGCAGAAAAUGGGAAAGUUUGGGAGUAAAAGAGUUAGGAGAAUUGGUCUAUCUUCACGGAUGUAUAUGCGAAACACUAAGGCUAUAUCCGCCAGUUGCAUUAGACCACAAAUCUCCAAUGACAGCGGACGUGCUCCCAAGUGGUCAUGUUGUUGAUGAGCACACUAGAAUAAUUCUAUCAUUUUAUUCGAUGGGGAGAAUGGAAGGGAUUUGGGGGGAAGAUUGCAUGGAGUUUAGGCCCGAAAGAUGGAUUUCGGACGGAGGAGGGAUAAAGCGUGAACCGUCGUACAAGUUCACCGCGUUUAAUGCAGGGCCAAGGACGUGUUUGGGUAAGGAUAUGAGUUUGAUUCAGAUGAAAAUGGUCGCAGCUGCAAUCAUGUACCAUUACCAUGUGGAAUUGGUGAAGGGUCAUGAGGUUUGUGCUAUUGAUUCCUUUAUACUACAGAUGAAAUAUGGUUUGAAGGUUAGGAUCCUUCCUAUCAACAUGAACCAAGCUUCUUGAUGAUUUCGGUCUACUUGAAUAAAUAAUAAAAGGGACAUCAUUUGCAUGUAUACUAUUUAGUUUAAAAUGAUUUCUAUUGUUUUAUGAAUAUUUGUAUUAAAUUAUCUAUGGUAUUGUUUGUGGACUUUAUCUCGAUGUUGCAUACUUGCAUGCAUGCCACUUUGUGAUAAUUAUGUGAAAUAAUGACCAAGUGACUGCCUACCAAGAUGAGUUUAUUAUGUUGAAUCAAUGAUGGGAUGUAACCAUAUGUAAGGUGUUUGUGGUUCGGUUUAAGCUGUUUAAAC
Messenger RNA from Helianthus annuus (common sunflower), 1818 nucleotides. Its product is annotated as alkane hydroxylase MAH1. NCBI's taxonomy places the organism in Eukaryota, Viridiplantae, Streptophyta, Magnoliopsida, Asterales, Asteraceae. The transcript has a single exon. Bases 35 to 1534 code for a protein of 499 amino acids. The record is from RefSeq and is a predicted model, not a curated record. Gene Ontology annotation, molecular function: monooxygenase activity; heme binding; oxidoreductase activity, acting on paired donors, with incorporation or reduction of molecular oxygen.